CACCUUUCUCUUCAUAUCUCAAAACACACAAAUCACAAAAUCACUUUCCAUUUAAUUUGAAGCACUGUUCGUCAAGCUUGGUGAAAUGGCAAUGUCGUCAGAGAACGAACACCCAGUGAAGGCUUUUGGAUGGGCAGCCAGAGAUUCUUCGGGACAUCUCUCUCCCUUCAAAUUCUCAAGAAGGUAAUAUACCUUUAUUUUUCUUUUCUUUGUUUCUGUUUUCUUGGUGCAGCUGAAAAUACCACAAAGGUGAGAUCUUUUUUCUCAAAAUGCAUUAAUUAUCUUUUUUUAUAGGGCCACUGAAGAAAAAGAUGUGACUUUUAAGGUAUUGUACUGUGGCAUAUGCCAUUCUGAUCUCCACAAUGUCAAAAACGAAUUGGGAAUAACUUCUUAUCCUGUUAUACCCGGGCAUGAGAUUGUUGGUGUGGUCACUAAAGUAGGCACCAAAGUGACAAAAUUCAAAGUUGGGGACAAAGUGGGUCUUGGGUGUAUGGUUGGAUCAUGUCGCUCUUGUGCAAAUUGCAAAGACAAUCUUGAAAAUUAUUGCCCCAAGAUGAUCCUGUCCUAUGGUACAAAGUACUAUGAUGGAACCAUCACUCAUGGUGGUUAAUCAGACAUCAUGGUAUCAGAUGAGCAUUUUGUAAUUAAAAUCCCUGACAACUUGCCUCUUGAUGGUGGUGCUCCACUCCUUUGUGCUGGGAUUACUGUUUACAGUCCACUGAAGUACUAUGGGCUUGAUAAGGUUGGAAUGCACUUAGGGGUUGUUGGGCUUGGUGGGCUUGGGCACAUGGCUGUAAAAUUUGCUAAGGCCAUGGGCCUUAAAGUGACUGUCAUCAGUACCUCACCUAAUAAGAAGGAGGAAGCCGUGGACCAUUUAGGAGCCGAUGGAUUCUUGGUUAGCCGUAAUAUAGAAGAGAUGCAAUCUGCAAUGGAUACAAUGGAUGGAAUCAUCGACACUGUCUCUGCUGUGCAUGCUCUUUUGCCUUUGAUCGGUCUCUUGAAAACCAAUGGCAAGCUUGUCAUGGUUGGUGCACCAAACAAGCCACUUGAGCUACCUGUUUUGCCACUUCUCUUAGGAAGAAAGAUCGUGGGAGGAAGUAUCAUUGGAGGGAUUAAAGAGACGCAAGAGAUGAUGGAUUUCGCAGCAAAGCACAACAUAGUUGCAGAUAUUGAGGUUAUUCCUAUGGAUUAUGUGAAUACUGCCAUGGAGCGCUUGUUAAAAGCAAAUGUUAAGUAUCGAUUUGUCAUCGACAUUGCCAAUUCAUUGAAGCCAAUCUAAUGAUCAUUCCAAUGGAUUACUACUUGGUUCAGCGUGGAUGAAGAUUACAUUUCUUUUAUCUUGUUUUCUCGGGUUCAUGUUUUAUUACUAAGAUGAUAUUUCCACUUCAUAA
This is a messenger RNA of Eucalyptus grandis, 1391 nucleotides long. RefSeq names its product probable mannitol dehydrogenase. The record is from RefSeq and is a predicted model, not a curated record. The transcript has 4 exons. NCBI's taxonomy places the organism in Eukaryota, Viridiplantae, Streptophyta, Magnoliopsida, Myrtales, Myrtaceae. Gene Ontology annotation, biological process: lignin biosynthetic process. Gene Ontology annotation, molecular function: zinc ion binding; cinnamyl-alcohol dehydrogenase activity.